AUGUAUGAAGAACUUGGAGGCAAAGGGAGAGAUAUAAAAUUGUACAGGCUAAACGAGGUGCGAGAAAGGAAGGCUCGUGACCUGGAUCAACUGAAGUGCGUCAAGGACGAGGAUGGUAAAGUGUUGUUGGAUGAGGACCUUAUUCGGUGGAGAUGGCAGACUUGCUUCCAUAAACUCUUGAAUGAAGAGGGGGAUAGGAAUAUUGUGUUGGGUGACUUAGAACACUCCAAGAGUCGUCGGGACUUUGGGUAUUGCAGGCGUAUAAGAAUUGAGGAGGUAGAGGGGGCUAUGCGUAAGAUGAGCAGAGGAAGAGCGAAAGGGCCAGACGAAACACCGAUUGAGUUAUGGAAGGUGGAGCUAAGGGUGAGGAGGAUUGUGUUGAUUUCAGAGAACCAAUUCGGAUUUAUGCCGGAGCGUUCGACUACAGAAGUUAUUCACCUUGUUAGGAGGUUGAUGGAGCAGUAUAGGGAGAGGAAGAAGGUUUUACGUAUGGUGUUCAUCGACUUAAAGAAGGCUUAUGAUAAAGUGCCGAGGGAGGUGCUGUGGAGAUGUUUGGAGGCUAAAUGA
Molecule: messenger RNA, 567 nt
Organism: Nicotiana attenuata
Lineage: Eukaryota; Viridiplantae; Streptophyta; Magnoliopsida; Solanales; Solanaceae
Exons: 2
Coding region: 1-567 (188 amino acids)
Source: RefSeq, a predicted model, not a curated record